AUGUCCGAUCCAUCGCACCCUUCUGCGCCUGCUGCAGAGCAGCGCGUAGACUCCUCAUCUGCACCUGAGUCGCCGCACGCCCCGUCCGAAGCUCAAGCUGAGUUUCCAACAGAGAAAGAACAGCUCGAAACCGAGGGACAAGAAACCCAAGGAAAACAAGCGGAGGAAGCCGAAGAAGAAGAUACAGCCGCACCGCCUUUGCCCGACGAGAUCCCUCCACCACUGCCCGAUGAAGCACCCCCAGGCCCGGUGGAUGACGAUGGAUGGGAGCCUGUGUGGGACGCCAAUGCCAACGCAUUCUAUUUCUACAACCGCUUCACCGGACUUUCUCAGUGGGACAACCCUCGCGUGCCCACCGCCGCCGCACCAGGCACCGAAGAGAUCACCACCGAAGAACCCCCGAAGAAGAAAGCUCCUGUGCUUGGUGGUUACAACCCCGCCAUCCACGGCGACUACGACCCAACCGCACCAUAUGCACAGCUGUACGAAGAGCAAGCAGAAGACGUAAACGGCGCGGCGAUCGAUCCGGCAGCCGCGUACGCCGCCACCGGUACCUUCAACCGGUUUACGGGGCGCUGGCAAGCAGACUCGAUCAACCCGGAGAAUCACAACGACGAGAACAAAUCACGGCGACAGUUGAACGCUUUCUUUGACGUCGAUGCCGCGGCUAAUGCUCAUGAUGGUCGGAGUCUCCGGGCCGAGCGCAGCGCCAAGAAGCUCACCAAGAAGGAACUGAAGAUGUUCAAAGAGAAGCGCCGGGAGAAGAAAGAGGAGAAGCGGAGGGCAUGGUUGCGGGAUUGA
Messenger RNA from Penicillium cinerascens, 801 nucleotides. RefSeq names its product WW domain-containing protein. The record is from RefSeq and is a predicted model, not a curated record. NCBI's taxonomy places the organism in Eukaryota, Fungi, Ascomycota, Eurotiomycetes, Eurotiales, Aspergillaceae. Bases 1 to 801 code for a protein of 266 amino acids. The transcript has a single exon. Gene Ontology annotation, molecular function: protein binding.